UUGAUUUUUCAGACAGGUGUGUCUGCAGCCACAUGAAGGUCUCUCAGAUCUCCAUCCACUUCCCCUGCUAUGCGUUCCUGAGCAUGCUUUCCUUCAUACAUCGAUUCAAGAUCCAGCCGCACAGCAAGGUGACAUGGGAAAUGACUCUGAGAUGCUUGUACAAAAUCCUCCACAACCAUUUCUGUUUUAUUUUCCCUCUCUCUGUCUUACACUGGUACUGGAGAUCAGUGUCAUCUCCUCCGCUUGCACCGGAUAUCUGGUCUGUUUUUAAGGAUGUUCUGGCCAGCCUCCUCCUCUUCGACGCGCAGUACUUUUUGUGGCACCUGCUGCAUCACAAAGUGUCCUGGCUGUACUUCACCUUCCACAAGGAGCACCACCUCUUCACCUCCACCUUCUCCUUGACCACUGAACACACAAGCGCCUGGGAAAUGUUGAGUCUCAGCUUCUUCACAACCCUGAACGUCGCCCUUCUGGGUUGUCACCCGCUCGCAGAGAUGCUGCUGUAUGUCACUCACAUGUAUCUCUCUGUGGAGGCUCACUCAGGAUAUGAGUUUCCCUGGUCGCCGCACAGGAUGGUGCCCUUUGGCCUCUAUGGAGGAGCUCGGCAUCACGAUCUCCACCACUUCAAAUCCAAAGUGAACUACGCGCCCUAUUUCACCCACUGGGACAAACUUUUUGGCAGCCUUCAAGGAGAAAACAUGCAACGAAAAACAAAGACUUUAAAACAGUUAUGAUUCCUUAUUUUUCUCCUUUUCUGUUAAGCUGUAUCACAUUCACAAUUAUAAAUACACACUUUUAACUUCAAUGUUUCAAGAUCUGACAUUUUUUCAGUAAAGAAACAUCAUCGUAUUUAUUCAUAUAUUUGUGAUGUAUCUAACUAUUGGUAACAGGAAGCUAAAAGUUCCUCAACUCAGCCUUUUUGCAUCCUGCACUGCAAAAACUGAAAUCUAAGUAGGAUUGCAUAUCUCAGAUAAGGGUGAAAUUUGCUUAGUUUUUGCGUGAUAAGACAGUUUUCCUCAGUACGCAGUUUUUAUGUUGUUUCACUUGUUUUGAGUGUUUUGGUCCUAAAUGAUCUAAGUAAGAUAUUACAGCUUGUUACUGCGAUUUU
Notolabrus celidotus (New Zealand spotty) is the source of this 1108-nucleotide messenger RNA. Its product is annotated as cholesterol 25-hydroxylase-like protein. Gene Ontology annotation, biological process: sterol biosynthetic process; cholesterol metabolic process. Gene Ontology annotation, molecular function: iron ion binding; C-4 methylsterol oxidase activity; steroid hydroxylase activity. NCBI's taxonomy places the organism in Eukaryota, Metazoa, Chordata, Actinopteri, Labriformes, Labridae. The record is from RefSeq and is a predicted model, not a curated record. The transcript is spliced from 2 exons. Bases 33 to 734 code for a protein of 233 amino acids.